UGCCCCCAGGGAAAGCCGAGGCUACCGUGAAAGCGCAGACCCUGACUCCCUCGUCGCAUGGAUCGUAGCGCAGAGUUCAGAAAAUGGAAGGCGCAGUGUCUGAGCAAAGCGGACCUCAGCCGGAAAGGCAGUGUGGACGAGGAUGUGGUAGAGCUUGUGCAGCUCCUAAAUGGGCGAGAACAGUUUUUCACCACCAGUUCCUGCGCUGGCCGCAUCAUCCUCCUAGACCAGGGUAUAAAUGGUUCUGAGGUUCAGAAACAAAACUGUUGCUGGCUACUGGUUACACACAAACCCUGUGUGAAAGAUGAUGUGAUUGUAGCCCUAAAGAAAGCGAAUGGCGAUGCCAUUUUGAAAUUUGAACCACUUGUUCUUCAUGUGCAGUGUCGACAGUUGCAGGAUGCACAGAUUCUGCAUUCAGUGGCAAUAGAUUCUGGUUUCAGGAACUCCGGCAUAACAGUGGGAAAGAGAGGAAAGACUAUGUUGGCUGUCCGGAGCACACAUGGCUUAGAAGUUCCAUUAACCCAUAAAGGAAAACUGAUGGUGACAGAGGAAUAUAUCAACUUCCUGAUAAAGAUAGCAAAUCAAAAAAUGGAGGAAAACAAGAAGAGAAUUGAAAGGUUUUACAACUGCCUACAACAUGCUUUGGAAAAAGAAACUAUUUCUACGACCUCAUUUCCCAAAGAGAAAAUCAGAGAAAAAAAUAACUCAUCAUAUACUCACAAGAAAAAAAGAAACCCAGAAAAAGCAUGUGGCAAAUAUAUUACUGAAGAAAAUAAUAAAGAACUUGAAAAUGAUGAUCAUGAUGAUCCAGGAAUCAGUGUUACUAUCUUCCCUGAAGAUUACUGAGAUUUGGUUCUGAAGUGUCUUGGUACAAUAAUGUUUCUAAUAGAUAUUAUAAAGCUGCUCUUUAUAGGAGUAUUUUAGUUUGUUGAGUGUAUCAGCCUUUCAGAAAAACAAGAUUUAAUU
Eubalaena glacialis (North Atlantic right whale) is the source of this 966-nucleotide messenger RNA. RefSeq names its product tRNA-yW synthesizing protein 3 homolog (gene TYW3). Gene Ontology annotation, molecular function: tRNA methyltransferase activity. The transcript has 6 exons. The record is from RefSeq and is a predicted model, not a curated record. Bases 58 to 846 code for a protein of 262 amino acids. Gene Ontology annotation, cellular component: cytoplasm. Lineage: Eukaryota; Metazoa; Chordata; Mammalia; Artiodactyla; Balaenidae. Gene Ontology annotation, biological process: tRNA methylation.